Messenger RNA from Eleginops maclovinus (Patagonian blennie), 924 nucleotides. It is a transcript of the gene gadd45gip1, whose product is annotated as growth arrest and DNA-damage-inducible, gamma interacting protein 1. Bases 44 to 733 code for a protein of 229 amino acids. NCBI's taxonomy places the organism in Eukaryota, Metazoa, Chordata, Actinopteri, Perciformes, Eleginopidae. The transcript has 2 exons. Gene Ontology annotation, cellular component: nucleus; mitochondrion. The record is from RefSeq and is a predicted model, not a curated record.
UCUCCUCCUCCAUUAAAACCAAAGAAGUAGUAGUAAAACCAAGAUGGCGGCCUCCAUGCUAUGCGUGAGGACGUCAAUGUUCUUCAGGACUUUAAAGGGAAUAUCAGGCUCAAAAACUCUACUUUCUGCAAACCCGCAGACGUUAUUACUGCAGACAGCUUCUUAUAACCCUAAACCUUUGAAACGGAACCUGCAGGGCCCCUAUAUUCCCGAUAAAGACAGCGAAAAGACUCCCGAGUGGCAGAAAACGCCUCGGUUUGACCGGAAGCUGUUUGGUCGGUACGGGUCUGCUUCGGGGAUCGACCCCACGUCUCUGUGGCCGAACCAUGAGCAGCUGGAGAGGAUCAUCGAGGAGGAGAAUCAGUGGCAUCCUCCUUUAGAGGUGAUGCUGAAGAACCUGCGGGAGAAGGAGAGGAAGGACACCGAGAAACGGCUGGCGAAGGAGAAACUCAUCGCAGCCAACAUGGCCAAAAUGCCCAAGAUGGUCGCUGAGUGGCGCAAAGAGAAGCUUCAGACCAAGAUGAAGUUGAAGGAGGAGAAAACCCGCCGCACAAAACUGCUCGCCGAGGCCCGGGAGAGUCUGGGUCAAACUCUGGACCCCCGCAACCACAAGUUCCUGGAAAUGGUUGCAGAUCUAGAGAAGGAAGAGAAGAAGAAGCAGAAACUGAUGAAGCGCAGGCUGAAGCAGGAGCAGGCGGCGGUUCCUCUCGCUCCUCCCCCUGCCUCCACGUAGCUCAGAGUCAGACGUGAGGUUCUGCCGGGCCUCGUGAGACUGUAAUCAAGGGCGGAGGGUGGGCUGCACUUCAGCGGGACACAUGGUUAGAGAGUAACCGAUGGCUUCUGCAAAAAAAACUACAUCCCUUUUCCCUUUGUUGAUAACUGUUACUCUGUGUUUGAAAUAAAUACACUUCUUUCCUGUUUGAA